Messenger RNA from Coccidioides immitis RS, 1293 nucleotides. RefSeq lists its product as uncharacterized. The transcript is spliced from 2 exons. The coding region runs from base 1 to 1293 and encodes 430 amino acids. NCBI's taxonomy places the organism in Eukaryota, Fungi, Ascomycota, Eurotiomycetes, Onygenales, Onygenaceae. The record is from RefSeq and is a predicted model, not a curated record.
AUGACCCGGAAAAGAAGCAUAGACGACUCGGGUGUCAUGUCAACCUCCAAACUUAGGGCCGCAAGAUUGGGAACUAAGUUGGAAAAUCGGAAAUGUCGCAGCACACAACCAUCGACACAAACCCUAAACAAAGGACACGAUGCUUCGAUUACCUCAACACCUCUGAAAUCAAAGGCCGCGAAAUUUAACACUCAUAUGUUGAGGAAAUUACAAGCCGCCGUCGAUAAUGACCCGGAGAUCAACUUGAUAACGCAAAUGCCCCUGGACUAUUCUAUCCGCCUGGUCGAAUUUCAAGGCGAGUGUCGAGAAGAAAGCAAGGAAAUAAUCGGUAUGACCGGAUGGGAGGCCAAUACCUAUGCAAGGCUGAUAGAUGUUCUUCGGCAGAGAAGUCCGAGACCACAAAAAGACGUGAAGGUGACAUCCGUGAUUGCCUUCGACCUUCGGACCCCGUUGACAUUGUAUGGCCUCGUAUCUUCAACCGUAUUGGGACUACUCGAAGAGACGUCGCAAAUUGCAGAACCUCUACCAGAUGGUCUGCCUCAACGGAUGCUUGACCUCGUGCGAACAAGCGAGGUUAUCUGGAAGUCCCCGGUCCCGGACCAAAUGAUGGUUUUCAAGUGUGACACCGAUGUCGUUGUGAAGGCGAUACGGCGUGUGGAUGACGACACUGAAUAUACGACACUGCAAUAUCUCGAAUGCCACAAACCUGACAUCCCUGCUCCAAGGCCUCUAGGGUAUGUGCGAAUGAGUGGCAUAACUCUCAUUUUUCAGACCUACAAGCCAUCGACGACUCUUGCGACAGUGUGGCCUCAAAUGGACAACGACCAGAAAGCUUCCAUCAGAGAUCAGCUGGGCGCGAUUAUGUCAAAUCUGAGGUCUAUACCUUACACUGAUGGUUCCGCACUUGGAGGUGUGGCCGGUGAAGGUUGCAAAGACAUCAGAAGACAUCUACGAAAGACCCUCAUCCUGGCGGUCAAGUCUUCACUGAGCUGCUUCGUCAACUUUUACCCGACUCAACCCACGGAGAUGAAGAUUGUUUUCACGCACGGUGACCUUCGACCGGACAACAUUACGGUAGACAUGGCCGACUGCAACCAAUGGAUUGUCACUGGGCUUCUUGAUUGGGAAUACAGUGGAUUCUACCCAGAAUACUGCGAAGCUUUCAAGUGCACUAACUGCUUAGCUCCAUACGAGGAGGAUGAUUGGUAUCUGUUUCUGCCCGAUUGCAUUUCGCCAAAACGAUAUGCUCAUUGGUGGCUCCUAGAUAGAGUUCGAGAGGCCAGGGUUGUUUGA